This is a messenger RNA of Aureobasidium pullulans EXF-150, 1164 nucleotides long. RefSeq lists its product as uncharacterized. The transcript is spliced from 2 exons. NCBI's taxonomy places the organism in Eukaryota, Fungi, Ascomycota, Dothideomycetes, Dothideales, Saccotheciaceae. The record is from RefSeq and is a predicted model, not a curated record. Bases 109 to 1116 code for a protein of 335 amino acids.
CAGUUUCCGAUGACUGUAGACGAGAAGUAAGAUACCAAAUCCAGCUAUGCUGUGUCACCAGGCAUCGGCACUGUGAUCACAGAGGUUACGAGACCGCAAUGUGUUUUGAUGUAUGGUCUGACAUCGCUCGGUAGACUCGACUGGAGACCACCCCCAAUGAAAGAUGGUCAUCGCGGACGUUAUCUAUGGACCGACGCCUUUGGUGUUUUCAACUUCGUCACACUGUUCAAGGAAACAUCGCAACCACAUUUCCUGGUCCUAGCCGCCAUACUUGUGGAGACAGUACACGGAGUUCUGGGCCGAACGCGGGAUCUUUCUGCACGGCUGCCAGGGGCUUCGGAUGAGUCCCCGCUAGCCGGCGGACUACGAAUAGGAAAGAACGAAGCAUCUGGGUCUGAUGGAGAUGGACAAUACCACCACUAUCUCACGUUAUGGAUGCUGGCGCUCAAUCGACUCAGUAUUGCAAGUGGUGAAAAGAAAUACAAUGAUCAAGCCAUCUCUCUGGCACGGGCAACACAUCCGGCGUUUAUGUAUCAGCGAGAUGCUCCACGACCUCAGAUGGUCUGGAAGAUGUCAAUAGAUCUGUCUCAUCCUCUAUGUCGAAGCGAAGGCAACCUUGAUCCGAUAAAUGGUCUUGUCACGUAUCGCAUACUGCAAGAGACAAGUGGUAAUCCGGAAGUGCUAAAAGAAGAAAUCAGCGGAUAUCAAAAGAUCGUUGAUCAAAAGUGGAAAGGAUACACUUCUUCAGAUACAUUGGAUUUAGGUAUGACUCUUUGGACUGUUCACUGGUUCUCGGAUGGAGAUGACUGGGCGAAACAACUCGCUGCUGCAGCAAUUCGUGAUAUGCGGAUACUGUUCCACGAAUCGCACUACCUGGACCUGCCAACUGCACAGCGUUUGGCUUUCAGAGAGUUUGGAACUUGUCUGGGCAUCAGGGUCCAUCCGAUAGCAGAGCUGGAGCCCGUGGCCAAGCACAUAAUCACAGACUGGGAAGGCGCCAGCAGAGUACCCAUCCCUAAGAAAAACGUCGAAAUGGAAAGUCUCGAGCCGAUGGAUCUGGUCAUGUACGCCGCAGCAUUAUGUCCAGGAGCGUUCAAAAGGAAUUAUCUCAAUUAAUCUAUAGUUCUAUUAUUAAUUAUGGGUACCGUCCAUUCCCCAAAAUAC